AUGCUUAUAAUUUGGAUCUUGUUCCUGAGUUUGUUGCAGGAGCCGUGGUCCCCGGGGAGGGCCGCGGGGGUGCCCGAGGCCGCCGGAUCCUCCCCGAGCGACCCCCGGCCGCGCCGGGAUGCGGGGGGCCGCGGCGGCGUCUACGAGCACCUCGGGGGAGCGCCCAGGCGCAGGAAACUCUACUGUGCCACCAAGUACCACCUCCAGAUCCACCCCAACGGCAAGAUCAACGGCACCCUGGAGAAAAACAGCGUCUUCAGUAUUCUUGAAAUAACUGCUGUUGAUGUUGGAAUCGUUGCCAUCAAGGGCUUGUUCUCUGGCAGAUACCUGGCCAUGAACAAAAGGGGCAGACUUUAUGCAUCAGAAAACUAUAAUGCAGAGUGUGAGUUUGUGGAGAGGAUCCACGAACUGGGUUAUAACACCUACGCAUCCCGUCUCUACCGGACUGUACCUAACAGAGCUGGCACCAAGCGCAAAGCCAGUGCGGAGAGACUCUGGUAUGUCUCAAUCAAUGGGAAAGGACGACCCAGAAGGGGCUUUAAAACUCGCAGGACACAGAAAUCGUCUCUCUUUCUGCCCAGAGUAUUGGAUAACAAAGACCAUGAAAUGGUCCGACUGUUCCACACAAACAUGAAAUAUCGAGACAGUCUCCUGAAGCCCCUGAGCAAGAACCAGCGAAGAAGGAGAGGACACUGA
Messenger RNA from Gavia stellata (red-throated loon), 696 nucleotides. It is a transcript of the gene FGF3, whose product is annotated as fibroblast growth factor 3. NCBI's taxonomy places the organism in Eukaryota, Metazoa, Chordata, Aves, Gaviiformes, Gaviidae. The transcript is spliced from 3 exons. Bases 1 to 696 code for a protein of 231 amino acids. Gene Ontology annotation, cellular component: cytoplasm. Gene Ontology annotation, biological process: positive regulation of cell population proliferation; regulation of cell migration; cell differentiation. Gene Ontology annotation, molecular function: fibroblast growth factor receptor binding; growth factor activity. The record is from RefSeq and is a predicted model, not a curated record.